Plutella xylostella (diamondback moth) is the source of this 1259-nucleotide messenger RNA. RefSeq lists its product as uncharacterized. NCBI's taxonomy places the organism in Eukaryota, Metazoa, Arthropoda, Insecta, Lepidoptera, Plutellidae. The record is from RefSeq and is a predicted model, not a curated record.
AUGCCGAAAAGAAAUAAUGAAAAGAAAAUAGAAAGGUACAAACAAAAAAUUAGAAAAAUGGAGCAGGAACAACGGAAAUAUAACCGUAUUAUCUAUUCUUCGUCUGAAGACUCUGACAAAGAUUCAGAUCACGAAACUAAUGGGAAUGUCCCAGAGCCCGUGGACGUCCUCGAAAACGGCACAAAUGACGUUUUGGACACUGAAGAGCCGAGCCAAGAACCAGUCACCGUACCGGAAUUGGAUCCUGAGACUCUCUCCGCUCUUGGUGAAACCACCGAGGAGGCACCAAAAUUCGGUGCGAACAUUCACGAAAGUUUAUCUCGUUUAUGGUUACCUAUUCUUCGAAAGGGAAUAAAUAAAGAGACCAAAGAGAAACUGGCCAAAGAGUACCUUGUACCAGAAAAUUGCGCGUUACUUCAACCGCCGAAACUUAACCCCGAAAUAUCUUCCGCCGUGAAUGAGGGGGCCCGAGCUCGGGACAAAAAAGUUGAAGCUGUGCAGCAACAAUUAGGACUCGGUAUAACCGCCCUUAAUAAAGGAUAAGAGCUCCUUCUAGACGAUGGCAGGGACAGACUUCAAGCCAUCAAAUACCUCAGCGACAGCUGUCGACUGCUGUGCGACUUGCACUUUUUAGAAACAGAGGCUAGAAAAAAGUUCAUUACCCCCGGAUUAGACAAAUCCUUCUUAAAUGUUAUGCAGGAUGUUGAACAUGACGAUAUGCUUUUCGGAAACAAGCUUUCUGAAAAAAUCAAAGCUACAAAGGUUAUUGAGAAGCACGGGUUACAAAUAAAGAAACCCGCUCCUAACCCAAAACCACCAUCUACGUCAUAUAAUCAACCAUCGACAAGUCGCUCACGCCCCCAGGGAAACUGGGGAGGGCCCUCUCGCUUUCCACCGAAUCGGGGAGGGAGGGGGGGGCCGAAGAAGACUCCGUCAGCCAGCCGGAGACCUCCAGCGGGCUACAAUGCUCAACAGAAGUCGUCAACACAGAGCAAACAGCGUGCAACGUCCCAACAACAAUAGAGGUACACGCUGGAAGACUCCGGUAUUUUUAUAACUGUUGGCUUUCAAUUACUAAUAAUUCUGAAGUACUUAAGUGGAUUUCAAAAGGGUAUUCUAUACCGUUUUGUAAGAAAGUAAGACAAAACUUGAUCCCUCACAAUUCUGUGCCAAAUUGCGAGCAACCGGAUAUGUUACAAUCUAUCAAUAAACUGCUAGAACUAGGUGCCAUUACUCCAUGCCAUAGAUCCAAAAAUGAU